Messenger RNA from Brassica rapa (field mustard), 1563 nucleotides. Its product is annotated as zinc finger BED domain-containing protein RICESLEEPER 2-like. Lineage: Eukaryota; Viridiplantae; Streptophyta; Magnoliopsida; Brassicales; Brassicaceae. The record is from RefSeq and is a predicted model, not a curated record. Gene Ontology annotation, molecular function: DNA binding.
AUGGAUGAGUUUAUAGACAUGAAUGAAGAAGAUGCUCUGGCUGAGAUAAAUUUGGAAGCUACACAACUAGAAGAACAGCAAAGUGAAACUCAUUCUGGGGAAUCAGCUCAAGCUCAACGCAAGAGACGUAAAACAUCACGGGUUUGGGAAGAUUUUGUAUCAGUGGGGAUAGAAAAUGAUGGCAAAGAAAGGGCCAGAUGCUUGCAUUGUUGUAUGAAGUUGGUGACACGUAAUGAAAAGAAUGUGAGCUGUGGAACUCAUCAUCUACAACGCCACUUGGAAACUUGUCCAAAGAAGCCUCCAAAGGAAGCUAAGGAUGCAUAUGAUCACAAGAGAGAUCGUGAGAUGGUUAGUGAGGUAAUCAUUUAUCAUGAUCUUCCGUUCAGAUACGUAGAAUACGAGAAGGUUAGACAACGAGACAAGUAUCUGAAUCCAGAGUGUCAGCCCAUUUAUAGACAAACGGCUGCAGCAGAUGUUUAUAAGAGGUAUGAAGUAGAAAAGGAAGAGCUGAAGAAAGUGUUUGCUAGACAUACUGCUCGGGUUUGCUUUACUUCUGAUCUUUGGACAUCUCGUCCUAAUAGCAUGGGAUACAUAUGUCUUACUGCCCACUUCAUAGAUGAUGGCUGGAACUUGCAGAGUAAGAUUCUUGCUUUCUGCGAUUUGAAGCCUCCACACACAGGAGAAGAGAUUGCUAACAAGAUUAUGGAGUGUAUGAUGGAAUGGGGUUUAGAGAAGAAGGUAUUCUCUAUUACCUUAGACAAUGCUAAUAAUAACGACAGUAUGCAGAGGAUCCUCAAGGGACAGCUUCAGAUGAUGAGUGGUUAUGGCUUAUUGUUGGAUGGCAAGUAUUUACAUGUGAGAUGUUGUGCGCACAUCCUGAACUUGAUCGUGAAAGAAGGCUUGGAAUUAGCGAAAGAUCUCUUGCACAACAUCAGGGAAAGUGUGAGGUAUGUGAAAGCAUCUCAGACAAGAAUUCAAGCCUUUGCGGCAUGUGUAGAGCGAGUGGGGAUUCCUGGUGGAUCUGGUUUAUCACUUGACGUUGCUACCAGGUGGAACUCUACUUAUGAAAUGCUCGUUAGAGCGUUAAAGUUUAGGGAAGCAUUUAAAAGCUUGGAGGCUUUUGACAGACACUACAGAUGGCUACCUUCUGAAAGAGAGUGGGAUCGUGGGCAAAAAAUAAAAGUUUGGAGGAUUGAGUUAUUGCUGAAGCAUUUUGCGAGCUGUGAUGAUUUUGAUUUGAAGCAGAUGGCUAAGGAAAUGCAAAUUAAAUUUGCUAAGUACUGGGAGGAUUACAGCAUCAUUUUGGCUAUGGGGGCAAUUUUAGAUCCGAGGCUGAAGUUGGAAGUUCUUGAGAAAGCUUAUGAGAGAGUGGAUCCUUCUACUUCUAGUUUAAAAACUGAAGAGCUUAGGACUAAUUUGACUAAACUUUAUAAAGAGUAUCAAGCUAGGACUUGGGGCAGUUCUUCUGGCACUUCAUCUACACCAACUCCACAUGAUCUAGUUACUGAAUCACCUCUUGAAGAUGAUUUUAACAAUGUAAGUUUCAAGCAUCUUUACUCUUAA